CACGCUGGUCUUGAACUCCUGACCUCAGAUGAUCUCCCAACCUCAGCCUCCCAAAGUGCUGGGAUUGCAGAUGUGAGCCACCGCGCCCAGCCUAUUUCUUCACAUUGUUGUCAAAAUGUUAUCACACACACACACAUACAAAUUUUUUUUCAGCCCUCUUUCAUGUAUCUGUUGGCAUUUGUAUGUCUUCACUGAAAAAACACUUAUUGGGUCUUUUGCCUGUUUUUCAAUUUGAUCAUUAUUAUCAUUAUUACUGUAUUUCCUUUGAUCUGUAUGAGUUCCUCAUAUAUUGUUGAUAUCUCCCUUUUUAUCAGGUAUUUGGAUUGCAAAUAUUUCCUCUCAUCCUGCAGGUUUUCUUAUUUUAUUGUUUUUCUUGCUGUGCAGAUGCUUUUUAGUUUCAUGUAGUCCAACUUGUUUAUAUUUGCUUUUGUUGCUGUACUUUUGGUGCCAUAUCCAAAAAAUCAUUACCACUACCAGUAUCAAGUAGUUUUAAAAAUGUUUUAAGAUUUUUAAGUAUUCGUGUUUAAGUCUUUAUUUUAAUUUCUUGGUAUUGUGUAAGAAAAAAUGGUCUAAUUUCACUUGCAUAUGGAUAUUCUUUUUCCCCAGCAUCAGUCAUUGAAGAGACUAUCUUUUAAGUAUUGUAUGUUCUUGAUGCCCUUGUUAAAGAUUCACUGAUCUUAUUAUGCAUGGGUUUAUUUCUCAUCUAUUUUGUUCCAUUUCUUGUUUCAUUUUUUGUAUGUAUAACAUCAUGCUCUUUUUACCAUAGUUUUCAAAUAGAGCUUUAAAUCAGAAAUUAUGAUACCCUCAGCUUUGUUUUUAUUUCUUGAGAUUGCUUUCACUAUUCAGUGUCUUGUAAUGCUUUAUAAAUUGCAAAAUUGUAUUGUUUUAAAAAUUGCCACUGGAAUUUUGAUAGGAAGUUUUUUGAAUCUAUUGGUUGCUUUGGAUAAUAUGGCAUUUUACAAUAAUUAGUCUUCCAAUUCAUAAACAUUGGAUAGCUUUACAUUUAUUUGUUUUUUUCUUCAGUUUAUCAGUAUUUUCUUUUCCAAUAUAAAGAUCUUUCAGUUCUUUAAAUUUUUUGUUAAGAAAUUUAUUUAGAUGUUCUUGUAAAUGAGGUUUUCUCUUUCUUUUUUUUUUUAAAGACGGGGUUUCACCAUGUUGGUCAGGCUGGUCUUGAACUCCUGACCUCAGGUGAUCCGCUCACCUUGGCCUCCAAAGUGCUUGGAUUACAGGCAUGAGCCACUGCGCCCGGCCAAGGUUUUUUCUUUUUCAUUAGAUGGUUUGCAGUUAGUGUAUAAAAACAAACUGUUAUUUGUAUAGUCUUUUAUAUUCUAAUUUACUGAGACUUUGGUUUCUUACUUAUGGCUUUCUACAUAUAAGAUGUAGAAAUAUUUUUACUUCUUUUCAAUUUUUAUGGCUUUUAAAAAUUUUUUCUUGCCUAAUUAUUCUGUCUAGGACUUCCAGGACUAUGUUAAAAUAGAAGCAUUGAUAAUGGGCACAAUAUCACUUUGAAUUGGUGUCUGUGCAUUUGAAGGAGGAAACACCUCUUCCAGUUUUUAUAAACUGGUUUAUACAGGUAAAGAUUUUAUCCUAUUGGGUUCCCAGGCUGAUAUUUUGUGGGUUCACAGUAGAGGGGGGAUAUAUCAGGAUCCUAAGGUUGUUUCAGGGUCUACAAUGGGGUCUGCCUUUGCUGUGCUUAUUUCCAGGGGCUUGGGUGCUUGUGAAUUUUCUUACUCCUUGGCCAACUGAGUUGUCUUCAGCACUCUGACCUGUAGAGCAGACACUUGGCCUAAUACCAAGUGUUUCCAUGUGUGUGGCUCCCACACAAUACUUGCAGGGUUUCUGCCAGCUCACUUUGUGGGUCUCACUUUAACAGUACUGGCCAUGCAAUGUAGAUAAAGGUCUAGAACCACAGUAAAUGUCAAGGUCUGCAGUUCUGCAUCUGUAGCCAUCAAUGAGCAUUUUACCCUUGCUCUCUGGAUGUGCAGGCCCUCUUCUUGACUAUGGCUGGGAGGAGUUGACAGUUACAGUGUUAUUUCAGAAUUCUAAGUGGAAUCAUGUCAAAUGGGCCAUUUCCUGUUCUGUAGCCAAGACCAGGGGUCCUCAAAUUUGCCACCUGAAGGAAGACUUGCUUUCUGAAAAGGACCUUCCUUGGGCUUAUGCUUUUAGAAGCAUAUUACAACCCACUCCCUGAAUCUCAAAGCCAUCAUAAAUGUAUUUUUUGUGUGACAGGGUCUUGCUAUAUUACCCAGGCAGGUCUCAAACACCUGGCCUGAAGUAAUCUGUCUGCCCGAGCCUCUCAAAUAGCUGGAAUUUGGUGCCUGGCUCUCUCACAAUGACACUUUUGUCCAUAGAUGGCUGAUAAAGUAUUGUUGCUUUGGAAGAUACACAAGAAGAUGACCUCCUAUUCCAACAUCUUGCUGAUUUGACUUUUCCUAUAUGGGUUCACUUUCCAUUUAUUUUUCUCUCCGCAUUUCAAAUUAGUGUAUAAUUUUUAAACAAACAUAUAUUUGGGAACCCUGAUGGGGAACAUAUGUUCUCAUUAAAUCUUAUUUGUAUUCAUGAGUGCUUAUAAAUUACAUAUGUUCCCAAUAAAUGAACCCUUUUAUUAUUAUUUGAUGUUCAUAUUUUCUCUUGUAACAAUUUUGGCUUAAAGUAUACUUUGUGAAAUAUAACAGUUGUUGACAUAUGAUGUACUUUGCCCAAUAUAAUUGUUACCUUUCCAACUAUCAUUUGGUUACCAUUUGCAAGGAAUUUUUUCUCCUUGUACUUUUAGUCUAUUAUUCCAGUGAUCUAAAUGUAGUCUCUUAGAGGCAAGACAUAGUUUGUUAUUUAAAAAUUUUUUUCCCAAUCUCUUUAUUUAGUCUUUUGACGUGCAAGUUUUGUUGAUCAAUAUUUAAUUAGUUGUCUAAAACAUAAUGACUUACUAUUGAUAUUUAUUGUUUUAUUGGAUUCUUGGAGCCGUUUUUUUCCUCCUUUUCUCUCUGUCUUUCAAUGUUUUUCUGAGCUUAGUGACAUGCUUCUACUCUUUUUUCUGUUUGUUUAUGUGUGUAUAUCUCUAUAGGUAUUUUCUUUGUGAUUACAAUGAGAAUUACUAAAACUUCUGAAGUUACAAUAUAAACUAACUGGCAAUAGCUUAACUUCAGCUGCAUACAGAGUUUGUUUUCAUUAUAUUUAACCUAAACUUAUGUUACUGAUGUGGCUAAUUAUAUAUUUUCAUAUUAUAUAUACAUCAACAAAUGUUUUUUAUUAUUCUCAUGCUUUUUUCAAAUUGUGGAGCAUAAGUAAAAGAGCACCAUCAUUAUAAAACUACAGAAUUUUAUUUUUGUGUAUGUGUAUAUCUUUCCUAGAGAGUUAUGUAUUUGUAUACAAUUGUUUUGUUUAAUAACACAUUUUACUUUCAAUGGGCUGCACUCCAUUUUACACUUCCUAUAGGACAGUUAUACUGGUGAUGUAGUUUUUCUGCAUUUGAUUAUCUUGGAAAUUCUUCAUCUUAAUUCUGAAGGAGAGUUUUAGUCUUAAUAGUAUUCUUGCUUGAAAUUUUUUUUUUCUUUCAGCACCCUAAUUAACUCCCUUUUGCCCUGCAAGGUUUCUGUUGAUAAAUUCACAGAUAAUCUCAUAGAAAAAUGCUUAGAUUGUAUUCCUCUCUUUGAUUUCAAAAUUUUGCUUACAAUGUAUCUUGUUUUGGGUCUUUUUGUGUGCUUAUUCUUGAUAUUUUUAUAACUUACAUAUAAAAAUUUAUUUUCUUAUAUUCUUCAGCCCCACAUUGUGUUUCUUAUUAAAUAUUUUAUUAUUUUGUUAAUACUCUCAUUUCCUGAUUUUAUGCAACUGUCUUUGUUCCCAUUUCACUUAUUUGUAGUUUUUAAGAUACAUAAUUAAUUUUUAGAAUUAAUUUAUUUGUUUCCUUGAUUGGGCCGUGUUACCUUGAUAACUUCACAUGUUGUAAUCUUUGGUUGACAUUUGGGCAUUAACAAAAUGCCACCUAUCACACUCCUUAUAAGUGGGUUUGUCCUGGAGGAGGCUGAUAGCUAUUUGUCAGGCUAGGGACUCUUAGAGCCUCUCAAGAGUUCUUAUGAUUUGUAUUCUCUGGAAUUGUGUGUUUACUUUUCAGCUAAAGAGAUUUGUUCAUGCUUCUUUCUAAAAACCUGUAAUCAUAUGCUACAUCUGGUGUCUGUCUGUGGCACUGUGAUCUCUCUCUGCUGCUAUAACAAUUAUUUACCUUUUGUCUUAGCAGACCAAAGCUGUCAUUAAAACCAUACUGCCAUUUCUUUCAGCACUCUUUGUUAUGGGAGACAGAAACCAACCUUUGGAAAGCCCCUAAAAGCCAGGCAUACGGGCACGUGUGCAACUUUUUUUUGCUUUGAGGGAGAAUCCAGGAGUUGGAAGUUUACUCUUAAAGACACCAUCCUGUAUUGGGUUGGAGGAAUGGCUGUAUAUAUAAAUGUAACAAAUUUUACUUUCUAUUCCAUGUGGAUUUUCCAGUUGUACUCACCUAGGGUGUUGCAAACUCUUAACUAGAUUUUGUAGUUUUAAUAACGGAGUUUUUGUCAGUAUAUUUUUGUUAAGUUUAUAUGUUCAAAAAGGAAUUAGGGCCUGUGGUAUUUUAUUAUGCCAUCUUGCUAAUAUGUCUGAUAUAAUUAUAUUGAUUAGACUUGUAAAGUAUAUGUACUAGAGAUAAGUAAGUUGGGUAAGUUUUUAUUUUUAUUUCUUUCAGCUAUUUUAUCUUAUUUUAUUCAAGACCUCUUGCCAGAGCAAGACAUGAAAGAUUUAUGCCAAAAAGUGACACUGACAAGAUAUAGAAGCUAGGGCCUUAACUAUUUGCAUUUAAUGAAAGACCGGAAAACUGUGAGUGAGGGUAAGAAGCAGAAAGAAUGUUAUAAUAGAGUUACUCAGUGUUCACCAACUAAAAGCAAAAUCUUUCUAUGUGAUGAAUGUGGCAAAAAUUUUAGCCGGAGGCCGAUCCUUACUGAACAUAAGAGAAUUCAUACUGGAGAGAAACCACACAAAUGUGAAGAAUGUGGCAAAGUUUUCAAUCGAUGUUCAAACCUAGCUAAGCAUAAGAGAAUUCAUAAUGGAGACAAACUUUACAAAUGUGACGAAUGUGGCAAACUUUUUAAUUGGUGGUCACAAAUGGCUAGCCAUAAGAAAAUUCAUACUGGAGAGAAACCAUACUCAUGUGACGAAUGUGGCAAAGACUUUAACAAGUUCUCAAACCUUACUCAACAUAAGAGAAUUCAUAGUGGAGAGAAACCCUACAAGUGUGAAGAAUGUGGCAACGUUUUUAAUGAGUGCUCACACCCAACUAGACAUAGAAGAAUUCAUACUGGAGAGAAACCCUAUAAAUGUGAAGAAUGUGGCAACGCCUUCACCCAGUUUACAAGCCUUACUCAUCAUAAAAGAAUUCAUACUGAAGAAAAACCCUAUCAAUGUGAAGAAUGUGGCAAAACUUUUAAUCGGUGUUCACACCUAAGUAGUCACAAGAGAAUUCAUACUGGAGAGAAACCCUACAAAUAUGAAGAAUGUUGUAGAACCUUUGCUCCAUUUUCAAACCUCACUCAGCAUAAAAUAAUUCAUACUGGAGAGAAACCCUACAAAUGCAAAGAAUGUAGCAAAGCAUUUAACAAGUUCUCAAGCCUUACUCCACAUAAGAGAAUUCAUACUGGAGUGAAACCCUACAAAUGUGAAGAAUGUGGCAAAGCUUUUAAACAGCACUCUCACCUAAGUAGCCAUAAGAGAAUGCAUACUGGAGAGAAACCCUACAAAUGUAAAGACUGUGGCAAAGCUUUUUACCAGUCCUCAAUCCUCAGUAAGUAUAAAAGAAUUCAUACUGAAGAGAAACCCUACAAAUGUGGAGAAUGUGGGAAAGCGUUUAACCAAUUCUCAAGCCUCACUCGUCAUAAAAGAAUUCAUACUGGAGAGAGACCCUGCAAAUGUAAAGAAUGUGGCAAAGGUUUUUACCAAUCCUCAAUUCUUAGUAAGCAUAAGAUAAUUUAUACUGGAGAGGAACCUGACAAAUGUAAAAAAUGUGGCAGUCUUUAAAAACUGCACAUAUUAUACAUGGCUUUAGUAAUUUCACACUGAAUAAAAGUAUGAACGUAACCACUGUUUAAGGAUGUUUCACAAAAUUUAAGCUUCAGAGUGCACCACCCUAUACUGAAUGAAAUUCACAAAUGUAAAGGAUUAUAAUACCUUUGUGUAUUUCAAAAAUCUUACUGUAAAUAGAAUUUGUACUAGAGGAAAACCCUUAAAUAAUUUCUCAGACUUUAUUCAACUUCAGAGAAUUUUACAGGGAAAACAAAACCUCACACAAAAGUGGAAAAAACAUUUUUCCAAGACAUAUGCCUCAGAAAACACUAUCGUUUAUAGAAUAUAUUUUACAGAUGCAGUGAAUAUAAGCAAAUGUGCAAAAUUAAGUCUAAAUAAACAUUACAUAAUUUACUGUAGAAAGUACUAAGGCACUAACACUUUCAGAUGUCACUUCAAGGUAGUGUUGAUUGUAGAGAAUCAUUCAAGGUUACAAUAGAUAAUUUAAUGGUAGGUAAAUCUAAAUGAAGCAAGAGAUGAUGCCUUUUUGAAGUUACAGUUACAUUCAAGUUAUACUUUUUUGCAUUAAAUGCUUUUAUAUUUUU
Cebus imitator (Panamanian white-faced capuchin) is the source of this 6626-nucleotide messenger RNA. RefSeq names its product zinc finger protein 678 (gene ZNF678). Gene Ontology annotation, biological process: regulation of transcription by RNA polymerase II. Bases 4825 to 6036 code for a protein of 403 amino acids. The transcript has a single exon. Lineage: Eukaryota; Metazoa; Chordata; Mammalia; Primates; Cebidae. Gene Ontology annotation, molecular function: DNA-binding transcription activator activity, RNA polymerase II-specific; RNA polymerase II cis-regulatory region sequence-specific DNA binding. The record is from RefSeq and is a predicted model, not a curated record. Gene Ontology annotation, cellular component: nucleus.